CUGAAAGUUGAACAUAACGUGGCGGUUAUACAAAAAUGGGUUCCGAGGGAUUUCUUGGACUUGGUUUAAAUGAAGAAGAUGAGAAACUGCUAAAGCAGUUAUUGGAGUGUGAUUGCGGAAUGAAAACAAUACUAGCCUUUGUUAGUUCAAGAUUGUUUAGGCCACUGACUUCUUGGGAAAUCAAAAUACUUCGCAAUCAAGUUUUCCCUGGUUCCAAGAAACUUUCGGACAUACUAGAUGAAAUACGUAAAGAUUCUAUUGUGUUCGUGGAGCAGUGUGACGGUGAGAUUACUCAAGUCUCUUUGUCACACUAUGAGCAGAUCGAGUUAUAUAAGAGGUUCCCAGAAGUUCUUAGUUUCAGUGUCACCUACAACGCUUGUCUCGUUGGAUUUACUAUUUUCCAGGUAGCUGUAACAGAUGGUCUUCUAUGUACAAGACCCAUCAUGUUUUCAUUACAUUCCACAGAACAAACAGAAGAUCUGUGCGUUUUGCUAAAGCAUUUCCGUGAAAUUUUUAAGGAUGUUAGCUCAACCCUAACAGUAGCUGUAGAUUGCCCAGUUUCUAAACCGGAGUUGGUGCAGGAAUUCUUUCCAACUUCAAGAAUUGUUUUGAGUUCGUCAUACGUUAGAAAGGUCUUUAAGAGAAAGUUUAAAAGUCCCGUUGCAAAUAAAAUUUUUGCUGGGUUGACAUCCACGUUAUGUCCAAACAAAUUUAAAUCUGAUGUACAAAAUAUGAAGAAGUUAGAUUCGAAGGUUUAUGAUUACGUUAUUCAACAUUGGAUCCCUAUAAAAGAAAUGUGGGUGCCAGCGUUCUUACAGAAUGUUGUUACAUUAGGUACGAAAGUCAAUGGUGUAGUAAAAUGCGUUCAUCCGCGUAUACGAGAAGCACUUAAAGAAAAUAACUCUCUGAAAGAUUGCUUGAUGGCUUUACAUAAGGAAGUUAAAAAAUACUGUAACCUCUUAGAAAGUGAGACUUCUUUUCGCCUUCUCAAACACAAAAGGUUCAAUGUGGACGAAGAGUUACAUGAAUUUCUCAAUCAACUCACAGAUUAUGCUUCUGAUAAAACCUACAACGACAUCGUACGCGAAAGUGACAUCACCAUUGAACAAGUUGAGGACGAUUGCGUAUUUUGUUCAGAUGAUGGGAAUUCUUACAGAGUGGAUAGAAAUAAUGGCGUGUGUUCUUGUUCACUAAAUUCAGUUGAGUUGCUACCAUGCAGACAUCUCAUGAAAGUCCACUUUUCUAUCGGUUUGCAUACAGGUACACCUUGUAGAUACCCGCGGUGGCUUAGAUCUCAUAAUCUUCAACCACUAUCAACUGCUCCGACGAGGGAUAAGCGAAUUGACGUCAAUAGUGCUAUGGCAAUGGUCAUUAGAAAAUUAAAGAUGUUACAAGACCAGUGUUCACCGACUGUCGUUUUCGAAACUGUCAAUCGAAUAAAUGCCAUCAUCGAGAAAUCGACCACGGAAAACUUAUGUAUAUCUCCCACCUUAUCAGAUUCCUUUUAAAUUAAAUACUAUCUAUUUGUAACAUUUGGACGGCGCUUGAGUCAGUCAUUUGACCGAGUAAUAUUCAUUUCUCGUUCAUCUAAAAAUAUAUUUUUUUGCUGUAUAAAUGAUAACUGCCCUUAAACUCACUAGUUUGCAAUUUACUAUGUAUUUGUUAAAUAUUUGAUCCACAAAAUGUACAGUAUUGAAGAUAAAAUUUUUGUUCAACUGAUACAUCACAUCAGGUAACGAUCUACUCAAGACGAGUUUUUCUACCAUAUAAAGGAAAAAGAAAUAGUUCGAACAGUCCAACAACCAGAAUUACGGUGUAAUAUUCAAAAUGUUUCUGCGGAAUAUUUUUCAUCACUUGUCAGACUUAUGUUGUGGAGAAACUUGAAUUAACACGGACUCCCCCACUUGUUACUUUUGAUAGCUCUUUCUAUUUGAAGUUUGCAAUAGCAGUUUUUUGGAGAUUUCUCACGGAAAAAGUCAAUUGAUACUUUUAAAUCGGUUUUAAACUUGAAAUUUUAUGCAUUUACUGUACUAUUUUUUAUUAUAAAAAAGUUGAUUUUAUAUUAUUUCUCAACCACUACUAUUCGUCCUGUUCUAGUAGUCUUAAAAAACACUAAUUUUUACAAAUUUUAGUAGUAGUAGACUCUCAAACCAUAAAUAAUGCGUGAGAACAGAUUAAUUUACUUUUUGAUCUGUGGUUGACAGUCUACUUUCCAAGAAUCCUAAUAGAUUCAAUUAAACAGGUACGUUUUCAUUUUUAAGCCGUACCUAACAGAUAUUUAGUUUGGAAUAAGCAUGCAUGUUUAAAAUGGUUUAUCGUUUCAGAUUGUUAUCACAGUUAACCUUGAUAUUAACUUCCAGUAAUGUUUAGUAGGUCUAAUUAUUAAAUAAAUGAUUUAGUUUGGAUGUUACAUACAUUCAGCAAUAGCACUCUAAGCCCAUAAUUUUAACUUCUGCAAAACGCGUC
Molecule: messenger RNA, 2466 nt
Organism: Schistosoma intercalatum
Lineage: Eukaryota; Metazoa; Platyhelminthes; Trematoda; Strigeidida; Schistosomatidae
Source: the annotation of a GenBank genome assembly